Messenger RNA from Striga hermonthica, 999 nucleotides. NCBI's taxonomy places the organism in Eukaryota, Viridiplantae, Streptophyta, Magnoliopsida, Lamiales, Orobanchaceae. The record is from the annotation of a GenBank genome assembly.
AUGUACGUAUUUGGGGAUUCAUUGAUUGACAAUGGAAACAACGUUCCUUUCGUCACUAGCGUAGCAAAAGCCAAGUAUUGGCCUUACGGCAUUGAUUUCGAUAAGGGGCCAAACGGGAGAUUCAGCAACGGGAAGAUACUUGUCGACUACAUUGGUGAACUUUUGGGACUUCCACUUAUUCCAUCAUAUGCAGAUACUGAUGUGAACGGUGACAACAUCAUGUAUGGAGUAAAUUACGCUUCAGCCGGGUCUGGAAUUCUCCAGGACACGGGAGAUCAUUUUGGCCGAGUGAUCCCCCUACGUGAACAGAUCAGUAACUUCGAAAAUACGUUGAAUCAACUCGAAGAUCAAAUGCAGACAGAGGAUUUGAGCAAUUAUUUGGCGAAGGCCAUCGUUUUUCUUGGCAUGGGCGCAAACGAUUACCUUAACAAUUAUAUAUUCCCUUUGGGACACGAAAGUAGCAAGAGUUAUAGCCCUCAAGAUUAUGCUGAUCACCUCGUAAAGCAAUACGAAGGGCAUAUAAUGGAAUUGCAAAAGUUGGGCCUUCGAAAGUUCUUCAUAGCAGAGAUUUCCCCUAUUGGUUGCAUACCGAGUAGAUUAGACCAGAGCAAAGUCCCUCCAGGAGAGUGCGAGUCCAGAUCGAAUAAUUUGGUCCAAAUGUUCAAUUCACGACUCAAGCCUUUAGUAAAUCAGCUCAAUUCGGAAAAUCCCGGCUCCAUAUUCACGCUUGGUGGUUGUUUCGAAAUAUUCUUGAACUUGCGUGCCAAUGCCGAUGCUUAUGGAUUUACGGUGAAGGACAAGCCUUGUUGUGGUGUCGGGAUAAAUAAAGGAAAAUCGUUGUGUGUCCCGAAUGCAGAACCGUGUUUUAAUAGGGAACAGUAUUUGUUCUGGGAUGAUGCUCAUCCUACUCAAGCGGUAAACCGGAUACUCGGGCAUUGGAUUUUCAACAGCACCACAUACUCAUUUCCUGUCAGCAUACAGAAACUAGCAGAAAUGUGA